ACCACUGAAGAUAACAAAGGCGGCGCGGGAGCCCAGAAUCAAUCCAUGGAAGGCAAACAGAAAUUCAAAUUUUUACAAAAGCAGGCAUCUUGGGUUCUCCUUUAGAGCAUGAAUCCUUCAUUCACGCGUACGGUAAUGGAAUGGCAAGACAUGGAGUGGGCAAACACCUCAAAAUCGCGGGCGAUCUCUCCUUCCUCAACUCCACUCCCUUCGCAAACCUCCUGGAAUCCUGUGCUCGAUCCAAGUCUGCGCGCGAUACCCGGCGAAUACAUGGCCGUAUCGUCAAAACUCAGUUUGCGUCUGAAGUUUUUAUCCAGAAUAGGCUCAUUGAUGUGUAUGGAAAAUGUGGUUGCUUGGAGGACGCCCGCAAGCUGUUUGAUAAAAUGGCUAAGAGGAACACAUUCACCUGGAAUUCACUUAUCAGCACGUUGACCAAGUCGGGUUUUCUUGAUGAGGCUGCGAAGAUGUUUGAAUCUAUGCCGGAACCUGACCAGUGCUCCUUCAAUGCAAUGGUGGCUGGGUUCGCACAGCGUGAUAGAUUUGAGGAAGCAUUGGAUUAUGUUGUCAGCAUGCAUGGUGAGGGUUUUGUGCUUAAUGAGUAUACCUUUGGUAGCGCUCUUAGUGCUUGUGCAGGGUUGAGGGGUAUGAAAAUGGGUAUUCAAAUCCAAGGUUUGAUAUCCAAAUCUUUGUACUCAGAGAAUGUUUAUAUAGGGUCUGCCCUUAUUGAUAUGUACUCAAAAUGUGGGAUUGUAGAUUCUGCUCGAAGGGUUUUUGAAGGGAUGAGGGAAAGAAACAUAGUUUCUUGGAAUAGUUUGAUCACUUGUUAUGAGCAAAAUGGGCCGGUGAGUGAAGCUUUGGGAAUUUUUGAAAGGAUGAUGGAUUAUGGAGUUGAACCAGAUGAGGUCACACUAGCCAGUGUUGUCAGUGCUUGUGCAAGCUUGUUAGCAAUCAAAGAGGGAUUAGAAAUUCAUGCUCGUGUGGUUAAAUGCGAAAAAUUCAGGGAAGAUGUUGUUUUAGGAAAUGCAUUGGUGGAUAUGUAUGCGAAAAGUGGCCAAGUAAAGAAAGCAAGACAAGUAUUUGAUAGUAUGCCAAUAAAGAAUGUGGUCUCUGAAACUUCCAUGGUAAGUGGCUAUGCAAAGGCAGCUAGUGUGAAAGCUGCUAGAUUGAUGUUCACGACAAUGAUUGAGAGAAAUGUAGUAUCUUGGAAUGCACUUAUUGCGGGGUAUACGCAGAGUGGCGAGAAUGAAGAGGCCCUUGGACUCUUCCGCCUUCUAAAGAGAGAAGCCAUCUUCCCCACCCACUACACUUUUGGAAAUAUACUCAAUGCUUGUGCAAACCUUGCCGAUUUGCACCUAGGCAGGCAGGUUCAUGUUCAUGUUUUGAAGCAUGGAUUUCGGUUCCAGAUUGGGGAAGAGCCUGAUAUCUUUGUGGGGAAUUCUCUAGUAGAUAUGUAUAUGAAAUGUGGAUCAACUGAAGAUGGGUCCCAGGUGUUUCAAAACAUGUUGGAAAAGGAUAAUGUCUCGUGGAAUGCCAUGAUAGUAGGGUAUGCACAAAAUGGGUUUGGGACAGAGGCCCUUGGAUUAUUCCAAAGAAUGUUGGUAUCUGGGGAGAAACCAGACCGUGUUACUAUGAUUGGAGUUUUAUGUGCUUGUAGUCACGCAGGGCUGAUUGAUGAGGGCCGUCAUUAUUUUUACAGCAUGACUGAGGUGCAUGGUUUGGCUCCAUUGAAGGACCAUUAUACUUGUAUGGUUGAUUUACUUGGACGUGCUGGUUGUCUCGAUGAAGCAAAGAAUUUAAUAGAAACGAUGCCAAUGCAGCCUGAUGCUGUCGUCUGGGCAUCUUUGCUUUCUGCUUGUAAAGUUCAUCGUAACAUUACUUUAGGCAAGUAUGUGGCAGAUAAGCUUUUAGAAAUUGAUCCCAGUAACUCUGGACCUUAUGUUCUUCUCUCAAACAUGUAUGCUGAGCUCGGAAAAUGGGGAGAUGUUGUAAGAGUGAGGAAGCUGAUGAGACAACGAGGUGUAAUUAAGCAACCCGGAUGCAGUUGGAUUGAAAUACAAGGUCAUGUGCAUACUUUUAUGGUGAAAGAUAGAAGACACUCCCAGAAGAAGGAGAUCUAUUCUGUUUUGAGAGAACUUACAAAACAGAUGAAGCGAGUUGGAUAUAUCCCAGAUGCUGGCAAUGAUGAGGAUGAAGAGGAGCAAAGCGAAACUGAACUAUCUUACCAAAUGGAAAUGCAAGUUGAUUCUGCUGUAGGGUAAAUUUGUAUUUCUUGGGAUACCGGAUACCCAAAACCAAGUCCAGAAAUCAGCAUUGGAAAUGUCCGGCAAGCAAAGAGCUCCCUUGUCCGGAAUACGUCCUUUGAGAACCUAUGAGUAAGAAUUAUUGUCUCUUGAAAUCCUGAAUUGGCGAAAUCUCUAGGAAAAUCAGUUCCAACAUGGACUAUUUCCUGAUCAAUUAUUUUAAUUUUAUAUUUUUGAAA
Messenger RNA from Tripterygium wilfordii, 2479 nucleotides. RefSeq names its product pentatricopeptide repeat-containing protein At2g13600-like. Bases 141 to 2258 code for a protein of 705 amino acids. Gene Ontology annotation, molecular function: protein binding; RNA binding. Gene Ontology annotation, biological process: RNA modification. Lineage: Eukaryota; Viridiplantae; Streptophyta; Magnoliopsida; Celastrales; Celastraceae. The transcript has a single exon. The record is from RefSeq and is a predicted model, not a curated record.